This is a messenger RNA of Erinaceus europaeus (western European hedgehog), 4963 nucleotides long. It is a transcript of the gene CNR1, whose product is annotated as cannabinoid receptor 1. Gene Ontology annotation, cellular component: membrane. Lineage: Eukaryota; Metazoa; Chordata; Mammalia; Eulipotyphla; Erinaceidae. Gene Ontology annotation, molecular function: cannabinoid receptor activity. Gene Ontology annotation, biological process: G protein-coupled receptor signaling pathway. The record is from RefSeq and is a predicted model, not a curated record. Bases 1580 to 2998 code for a protein of 472 amino acids. The transcript has 2 exons.
GCAGAGUUGCAUUUGGAAAUACUUUUUUUUCCCCUGCUUCCCGCCCUCUAGAGUGCUGGCCAGUGUGCCCCUAAGUGUCCUUCGUGGAGUUCUGACUUCCUGUGAGCGAGUCUUGCGUUGGUGUUUACUUAACUGUAGAGUUCCCAGACUGUUAGCUGUCGUCUGCACUACAUCUGGAGGUUUCUGCCACCGAGUAGUUAUUGGAUGUAUGUGCACCUGUCUCUAUGCCCUGGUGUCUGUUUGUAGAAAAACGUGUGCUUGUGCGUGUUUGGAAAACAGGCGCGUGAGUUGCUGCUUAAUGCCUAUUAACCAUAUCAGCAGCCCAGUCCUCCCAGAGAAAUACAUUCUUCUCUGCUCAAGAGUAGAAACUGUCUAAAGUAAAAUAUGGAACGUCAGAUAAAGACGUGCAUGUCAAAUAAUAAACUUUUACUAUAGGAAAUACAGUGCCAGGGCCGCUCUUCUUUGAGGGAAAAUAAACAUCCACUUAACUGUCAUCUAAACGUGUUGAUGAAACCAUUUUUGCUUAGAGAUAGCCGUUAGGUGAAUAAAGUCGUUAUUGUGUUUUUAAAAGACCUGUGUUUUCUGAGGCUCAAGUCAUCUAUGGAGCUCUUUCUGGACGCAAUUGUAGUUACUGUGAUAGAUGUCAGACACUGUCAUUUGACCAUUUGAAAGUUUUAAAGCAACAUGGAUGUUUCCAGUUUACGUUUUAAAUUACAUCUAUGAGAAAAAAUUAGUAACCUGUUAAUCGUCCUGUUUUCUCCUUCCUUUAAGUGAGUUCCAUUCUUGCCUUUGUUGUUGCUUUCUUGAUAAAUUAAUUAUUCUCAGGCAUUUAAUCCAGUAAGAGAUUACAAUAGAUCUACUGGCUUUAAAGGUGUUGAUCUCUGUGGUUCCAUAAGUUCUCCUCAUUUUUAUUACCAAGUUAGUCUUUUUAGAACAAUGGGGGAAAUGCAAUUUCUGAGCAGAAACUCGGUGGACAGUGAGUAUCAGUCGGUGACCACAGCCAUCAAUCUAUUUUGCAGACUAUUGAGAAGCUUAGAGCAACCAGCCUUUAAGGUUCCCAUAGGAUUUCAUCUGAUUUAAAGUGUUGCUUUUCUAAUCCCACUCUGCUGACAGUUUGCAAGGGAAGAUACACUGAUUGAUUUUUCUGUUCCUGUUUCCCUGGUACUCCUUCCUUUUAUAUCCAUUUAAGAGUAAUUUUUACCUAACUAAAAAACAACAUACAAUUUCUUAAGUGAGACAAAUUAUUUUUUCUGACUCUGUUCACUCAGGAGCAGAGCCCAUGCACCCCAAAAUUUUAAACAUUGCAUACUUCAGACAGUAAUUUACAGACACAAUAGCAGUUGCUGUAGCAGGACAAGAGGCUUGACAGUGGGUAGAUUUUUUUUUUUUUUUAAAGCAACUAAUCCAUUUUAGAUGAUCAAGAAAACUUACUGUAAAUGGGCUUUUUUUUUUUUUUUUUUUUUUUGCUGUUGUUCCAAAGAUGCCUACCACUCCAGCAUAGAGCAGUCUUGGCUAGGAUCUCCUGUGCUGGGUCUCUCUCUCAGUCAUUCAGAGUUUGACCUAAGAGAAGACAAAGGGUAUGAAGUCGAUCCUAGAUGGCCUUGCAGACACCACCUUCCGCACCAUCACGACAGACCUCCUCUACGUGGGUUCGAAUGACAUUCAAUACGAAGACAUUAAAGGAGACAUGGCAGCCAAACUAGGGUAUUUCCCGCAGAAAUUCCCUCUUACUUCCUUUCGAGGAAACCCCUUCCAGGAAAAGAUGACCGCAGGAGACAGCUCCCAGUUAGGCCCAGUGGACUCAGGGAACAUCACCGAGUACUACAACAAGUCCCUCUCAUCCUUCAAGGAGAAUGAGGAGAACAUUCAGUGUGGGGAGAACUUCAUGGACAUGGAGUGCUUCAUGAUUCUGAAUCCCAGCCAGCAGCUGGCGAUUGCCGUGCUCUCCCUCACAUUGGGUACCUUCACGGUCCUGGAGAACCUGUUGGUGCUUUGUGUCAUCCUCCACUCCCGCAGCCUCCGCUGUAGGCCCUCCUACCACUUCAUUGGCAGCCUGGCGGUGGCCGACCUGCUGGGGAGUGUCAUUUUUGUCUACAGCUUCGUCGACUUCCAUGUGUUCCAUCGUAAAGACAGCCCCAAUGUGUUCCUGUUCAAACUGGGUGGUGUCACGGCCUCCUUCACUGCUUCGGUGGGCAGCCUCUUCCUCACAGCCAUUGACAGGUACAUAUCCAUCCACAGGCCUCUUGCCUAUAAGAGGAUCGUCACUAGGCCCAAGGCUGUGGUGGCCUUUUGUCUGAUGUGGACCAUCGCCAUUGUGAUUGCCGUGCUGCCUCUUCUGGGCUGGAACUGCAAGAAGCUGCAAUCUGUGUGCUCGGAUAUUUUCCCCCUCAUUGAUGAGACCUACCUGAUGUUCUGGAUUGGGGUCACCAGUGUGCUGCUACUGUUCAUCGUGUAUGCCUAUAUGUACAUUCUCUGGAAGGCCCACAGCCAUGCUGUCCGAAUGAUCCAGCGAGGCACCCAGAAGAGCAUCAUCAUCCACACAUCAGAAGAUGGCAAGGUGCAGGUGACCCGGCCAGACCAAGCCCGCAUGGACAUUAGACUGGCCAAGACUCUUGUCCUGAUCCUUGUGGUGUUAAUCAUCUGCUGGGGCCCUUUGCUUGCCAUCAUGGUGUAUGAUGUCUUUGGGAAGAUGAAUAAACUCAUUAAGACAGUGUUUGCCUUCUGCAGUAUGCUCUGCCUGCUGAAUUCCACUGUGAACCCCAUAAUCUAUGCUCUGAGGAGCAAGGAUCUGAGACAUGCUUUCCGGAGUAUGUUCCCCUCUUGUGAAGGAACGGCACAGCCUCUCGACAACAGCAUGGGGGAUUCUGACUGUCUACAUAAACAUGCCAACAAUGCAGCCAGUGUCCACAGGGCUGCUGAGAGCUGCAUCAAGAGCACGGUCAAGAUUGCCAAGGUGACCAUGUCUGUGUCCACAGACACGUCUGCUGAAGCUCUGUGAGCCUAACAUCUCUCUAGCUGCAUAGGAAAAGAAAUAAUUCUGCUCUUCUUCCUCCUUCUUUUCCUAUUCUUCCUCCUCUUACUCUUCCUCCUCCUCUGUCAUCCUGCUCUUCCUCCUCCUCUUUUUUUUUCUUCUCCUUCUCCUUCUGUUUUCUCUCUUUUUUUUUCAAAGUUCAAGAUCUAGAGGAGUCUUAUCUCAUCAGUUAUAUUUUUUUUUAUGUUUACCAUUCUCAGUGGUAAAGUAAUUGUCAACUAUGUUCUCUAACAUUUCCAUAGUGUAGGUACUCAAACUUGGUUUUCCAGGGGUGUGUAAUGAAAAAAAAAAGCCUGUGGUUUCAGUGACUCUAAACUCCUUCCAUGUCUCAGUGAAACUGAAGAGAAAGCUUUGCUGAUACAAUCUCAAGUUCAAGUACUCGUAGAAAAAUGCCAUCAAAUGAGUAACAUCUUUGUGAAUCUAUCUGUCAUAAUGUGAAAUGUACUUGUUGAUAAGUAUCAGAGAUGCCCAUUUUUACAAGCUAUAGUAUUUAAAAUUAGAACUGUUGUGUAAAAUGUAUUUUGUCCUGUGAGAUGUGUAUCAGUGUUUACUAUGUGUUAUUUAUAUUUUUCUAGUUCAGCAAAACUUAAAGCUAGACUUUUUUUUGGACAGUGAAACAUAAGCAGUGGAUAAAUAUACCAAUGAGGUCACUUUUUGAAGAAAUUAUUGCCCAGGAUGUAACUUUAAAAACCUUAAUUUUUUUCAAGUAUCUAUUCAAAUGACAUUGAAUUAAUCAUAAGAGUUUAUUUUUCUGUUACUACAAUGAGACUUUAAAAACUACUCAAAGUAUUGAGCAGAAUUCAUUGAUACUUAAAUUAGCUCUGCAUUUGCAUCAAUGACAUUUAUUAUCUUCUGGACUAUAGUUGCUCUGCAAGUAAUGGAUUACAAUGAAAGUGGAAGAGAGAAGGCAUAUUGACUUUUUGACUGACAUCUUUGACUUUCUUUAGUCUUUAGCUAUUACUGGACCUCUUAAGAUAGCAUGUGUCAAUUUUAAUGUUUAUUGUUAUCACUGUGCAAUUGUUGUUUACUUGAAUAAUAUUGCAUUCUUAUAUUCCAGGUUUAAGUAGAUUCCAUGUGUGGGUGGCCAAACAGCAGUCUUCAUAUUUUUCUUAACUGAAAAGACGUAUUGUCUGGAUCAGUGAAAUAUGCUGUGUGUGUACGUAUAUAUAUAUAUAUAUAUGUGUGUGUGUGUGUGUGUGUGUGUGUGUGUUUCUAUCUUAUAACUGUUAUAGUAAUGUCAUAAAGUGAGAAAACUGUGAUCAAGUGUAUACUCUACCACUUCCUGCACUCUUGCACAUCGAGUCAGUUUCUAAAAUUGAGUUCUUCCAGAUAUCCUGUUGAUAAAAACAUUGGCUGUGAACAUUCACAAAAUUCUCUAACCUCCUUCAGAGACUGGGUCAGGUGUGACUAAAUAAACCUAUAGUAUUCAAUGAAAACUAGUGUGUAUCAGUAGACAAUGAUGACCACUCUAGUAAAGGUCUUUAUUUGCAGUGUUAGUGUCAGGAAAUGAGAGUGUUUUGGUUUUUGAGCUCCUAAUAUUAAUCGAGUAGAUGUAAAUAUAAGUCAUUAGAAAAGAAAUGGCUCUGAACUCCCUCCACAGGCAACAUUUUCCACCCUUGUUAGAGAGAAAGAGACAGAGAGCGAGAGACUGAGACUGUGUGUGUAGGCAGUGUGAUCCCAAUUUCAAGUGUUACUAUGCACUGCUUACUGCGUAGAACUAUCAGGAGCAGCCCAUGUGGCUCAGGAACCCAGUCAACAGUAAGUGAGGAAGAAAAGAGCAGUAAGGAGCUAACACAAUCAUGAUGGAGAUUUGGAUGCUAUAUGGCUGCCUCUAUGCUUUCCCCAGAUAACCUUGGUGCCCACCUGGCAUCCACCUUGUCUGAGUAGGUUUCAGGCUCUGGUAUAGACAGAUGAUAGAUAGAUAGAUGAUAG